Molecule: messenger RNA, 813 nt
Organism: Tetrapisispora phaffii CBS 4417
Lineage: Eukaryota; Fungi; Ascomycota; Saccharomycetes; Saccharomycetales; Saccharomycetaceae
Gene: USE1
Product: SNAP receptor USE1
Exons: 1
Coding region: 1-813 (270 amino acids)
Biological process (GO): retrograde vesicle-mediated transport, Golgi to endoplasmic reticulum
Cellular component (GO): endoplasmic reticulum; SNARE complex
Molecular function (GO): SNAP receptor activity
Source: RefSeq, a predicted model, not a curated record
AUGAGUGAUAAAAUUCAAGAGAGGUUGGUAAACAUUGCUUCUGAAUUAGACGAACGAAUGGAGUCUCAAGAAGACCCAUUCUUGAUGUAUCUGUUGAAUAACAAGCAAGAUAAGAACAUCAGCUUUCUGAGGAGGUCCAAAUUGAAAGGUGAUGCCAUUGUGAACUCAGAGUUGCUUAAGAGUUGGCAAUUGAAAUUCAGUAAGCUAGAAUAUGCAUCGAAAUCGAAUAAGUAUAAGUAUUUGAACAAAUUGCAGAAAGAAUACAACAAAUUACAGGAGGAAUCCAAAAGACGUAGGCUGACAGUAGACUUCGACUCCAAUGAAGCUGUUGACACAGUGAGGGACAUUGCUGAAGACAAGAUAGAGAGUAUUGCUGAUGAAGGAGAUGGGUUUACCUCUAGCAUUGAACAAGAAGAUGAAGGACUUGUUCAGUUAAGGAAAAGGCUAUUGGGUGGGUUGAACGAUGGAGAUGGUACAAAUGCAGCAGAAAGCUACAACAAGACUGUUGAAAACCAAAUAGAAGAAAACGAAGGUUUGCAAAAUGGCUUGAUUGAAGACAUGACAAAAUUAGUCUCAAGCUUGAAAGAAGGUGCCACUGCAUUUCAAAAUGCUCUUGAUGAGGAUAAGAAUGUACUAGGUGCUGCCGAAAUUGGUAUGCAGGUGGCAUCAAAGAGUUUGACAAAUGUUAGCGGUAAAUUAAAAUCCUAUGAUAGAAAGAAAUUGGGCUAUUUAUUUUAUGUCUGUGUAUCAAUAUUCAUGGUACUGGGUCUAUUUACAACGUUUAUUAUUAUUAAACUAUUUCCUGCAUUAUAA